CGUGCCCGCGCGCGGCUUGCAGCCACAGUCUGGAGAUAAUCAUCAUGCCGCCUCCUAUCUCCCCGCUGCCGCUCAUGGCCUCCAGCCCAAUCCCGUCGCCUCCGGCCGCGCGACCCGGCAGCGGCAGAGCCCUCGCCGCCGUCGUGCCCUGCAACUCCUCGGCAUCACCGUCAUCGUCGACGUCGACGUCUUCGGUGGCGCUGGCUGGCGGCAGGAGGGGCGUGCUCGCGCUGGGCGCGGGGUUCCUGGCCUCCGCGGCGCUGCUGUGCCCGGCCGGGGACGCCGGCGCGACGCGCAUCGAGUACUUCGCGACGGUCGGGGAGAAGCUCUGCGACAUGGACUUCGCCAAGUCCGGGCUCGGCUACUGCGACGUCGAAAUCGGCACGGGCGUGCAGCCCAAGCGCGGCGAGCUCAUCAAUAUACACUACACGGCGAGGUUCCCCGACGGGACAGUGUUCGACAGCAGCUACAAGCGCGGGAGGCCACUGACGAUGCGCAUCGGCGCAGGCAAGAUCCUCCGGGGGCUUCAACAGGGGAUCGGCGGCGGCGGCGGCGUGACGCCCAUGCUCGUCGGUGGGAAGCGCAAGCUGAUGAUACCUCCGAUUUUGGCAUACGGGCCCGAACCAGCAGGCUGCUUCUCAGGGGACUGCAACAUUCCUGGGAACUCCACGAUACUGUACGACAUCCUCCUCGUCGGCAUCUACAAGUGAGCGUCUGACGGCAGCGAAUACACAAAGCUUUGAACAUAGGUCCAGUCAGUACAAGUUUUUGGAGCACGUCGCGUGGAUUCACACGGGAAACGGGACUACGGGCAGGCGAAGAGAAAGAUUUGGUUGCUACCUCAGUUGGCGAAAUCGGAGGCGCUAUAGGGGGCAAGCAAUCUGUACAAAAAGCAUUCUUGAUUAUGAUGAGGAGCAUGUAAAGCGUCACUCUGUAAGUAAUGUGUAAAGUCGAGUCGCGUUAUAUAUGCUGCUGACUGUCCCGAAGCCAUCUUUGCUCAAGCGGAGACCAACUUCCCUGCACGCUCUUUGCUUGAGACGGUGAGGAGGUGAUACAGCUCACGUUUACAACAUGCACAAGUAGUCGCACGCUCUUGUUGAUCGUUUUAUUUCAGGGAUUCCAUCCUUUUUUUUCC
Messenger RNA from Triticum dicoccoides, 1135 nucleotides. Its product is annotated as photosynthetic NDH subunit of lumenal location 4, chloroplastic-like. Lineage: Eukaryota; Viridiplantae; Streptophyta; Magnoliopsida; Poales; Poaceae. The record is from RefSeq and is a predicted model, not a curated record. Bases 45 to 710 code for a protein of 221 amino acids. Gene Ontology annotation, cellular component: chloroplast. The transcript has 6 exons. Gene Ontology annotation, molecular function: peptidyl-prolyl cis-trans isomerase activity.